AUGUCGAUAUUCACAAAUCCACUUUACAGGCCCGUGCUUGAGGCCGUCAGAUCGUCACGUAAUGGUAUAGUGUAUGGUGGUAAACUAAGGUUCUCCCAUGCUUUGGUUAUCAACUUGCUAUACCGCUCUGGACCCUUGGCCCCUCGUCUCAAGCAGGUCUUGAACGCAACCAAGCAGCACACCAUCGUUCUAGCCACCUUCGCCUUCAUAUACAAAACCUUGGUCAGCUUCUUGAAGCAAGACAAACUCAUGGGUGAUAAUAUUGGUCUCAUCAAGUUCGUUGCUGGUGCACUUGGCGGAUGGGUGGUAUACUCGCAGCAUUUUGGAGCCUUCAACCCCGGUAUCACCCAUCAGAUUACAUUAUACUGUUACUCGAGAGUGACUUUGGCGUUGGGCAAGAUUCUUUUGGAUCUUCUUUUGAAUUGUCGCCAACCAAGCUUGAGAAUUAGAGGCGAGGAUGUCUUGUGGAAGGAUUUGACAGAAACUCAGACCAAGCGCUUUAAGGCAAAGAUCUACAACAAGUCGUGGAAGUAUUUUGCCGUGCUUGUGUGGGCAUUCGUCAUGUUCAUUUACGACUACCACCCACAGUACUUACAGUCGUCUUUGAGACACUCUAUGGCGUACAUUUACGAUACUGAGAUGGACAGCUGGGCAAACUGGACACAAUUUUUUGGCCUCAACUAA
This is a messenger RNA of Candidozyma duobushaemuli, 684 nucleotides long. RefSeq lists its product as uncharacterized. Gene Ontology annotation, cellular component: peroxisomal membrane. The transcript has a single exon. The record is from RefSeq and is a predicted model, not a curated record. The coding region runs from base 1 to 684 and encodes 227 amino acids. NCBI's taxonomy places the organism in Eukaryota, Fungi, Ascomycota, Pichiomycetes, Serinales, Metschnikowiaceae.